GUGAGUUUUCAGAGACGGCAGAAGUGCUGAGAAGCUGCUGGGGUUCAAUCCAGCCACACGCUCAGAACCCAGCAAGACGCCUCUAAGACGCUGUCGCCGCCGGCAGCCUGUGAAGAUGUGCCGGUCCCUGCUGCUCCUCCUCUCCCUGGCCGCGUGCGCCAUGGCAACCAACCCCGCCAUAAAGGCCGUCCUCACGGACAAGGGACUGAAGUUCGGCACGAAGGUGGGGACAGAGUGGCUCCAGGCCCAGAUUCUGAAAGCUCAAAUCCCAGACAUGAGCGGGGAUGUCAGUCUGAGCAUACUGGGCUCCGUGCAUUACACUCUGAGCAGGAUGGGCGUGGCUAGGCUGAACAUGCCCCUCCCCUCCGUGGUGUUUUCUGAGGGGACAGGGGUGCAGGUGGACCUGACCGGCUUCAACAUGGCAGUGAAGGGGCAGUGGAACACACGCUACUUAUUUAUACGGGACGGAGGCACCUUCCGGCUGGGUAUGUUCAACGUGGGCGUGUCCCUGCAGCUCCAGGUGGGCAGCGAUGAGAAUGGCCACCUAUCCGUCUCUAGCGUCCAGUGCAGGUCCAGCAUCGGCGCAAUGGACAUCCUCUUCCACGGAGGAGCCAGCUGGGUCCUCCAACAGUUUGUGACGCAGUUCAAACAUCAAAUACAGUCCCAGGUUCAGGAGAAGAUCUGUCCGACGUUUGAGGGUGGAAUCCAGCGCCUGGAGAGCCAUCUAGCGGCCAUGAAUGUGUCCAUCCCGCUGUACCGCGUGUUGCUGUUAGACAUGCCACUCACGAGCUCUCCUGCUAUACAGGCUUCUGACCUCAGUCUGGAUUUCAAGGGCGAGUUCUACAGUGCCCAGUGUCCCAAGGAACCGCCGUUUGUGUCCGAGAAGUUCCAGCUGCCCCCGCAGGAGCGCUUCAUGCUGACGCUGGGCGUGUCCGAGUUCUGCCUCAACUCCGCGGCCUUCGCCUUCAUGUCCACCGGCCAGCUCCAGAUUAACAUCACCGAUAAAAUGAUUCCCCCACAUUUCCCCAUCCACCUCAACACCUCCAGCUUCGGACAAUUUGUGCCACAGCUUCCCAAGCUGUACCCCAACAUGCUGAUGCUGUUUUACGUGUACGCGUCCAGCACGCCCCUGGUCUCCUUCCUGCCCGAUAACGCCACCCUGCUCCUGUCUGCCUCGGCCAAGGCCUACGCCAUCAAGCCCAACUCCUCUGCCCUCAUCCCCCUCUUCAGACUCGACCUGAGCGCCAACAUUGGCGGUAAAUUCUUUGUGGAGGACAUGACGCUGAAGGGAUCACUGAUGCUGAACAACUUCACGCUGACUCUGGGAGCCUCUGAAGUGGGAACUUUUUCGACCCUGCCUCUGCAGAAAGUGCUGAAUGUGGGGAUAACAACGAUGGCAUUGCCUUGGCUCAAUGCAAAGCUGAAGCACGGCCUUCCCAUCCCUGCCAUUAAAAACGUCAAUUUGAGCAAUACUGUCCUGAAAGUGAACAAGGGGUUUGUGGCCAUUGCUACAGACGCCGCAGUCUCAGCGCUGGAGGAAGGACAGCUCUGAAGAGGGACCAGCCUUCAGCAAGUUCCCAGAAAAUGCUUCUUUUUUU
Molecule: messenger RNA, 1598 nt
Organism: Anguilla rostrata (American eel)
Lineage: Eukaryota; Metazoa; Chordata; Actinopteri; Anguilliformes; Anguillidae
Gene: bpifcl
Product: BPI fold containing family C, like
Exons: 16
Coding region: 116-1552 (478 amino acids)
Molecular function (GO): lipid binding
Source: RefSeq, a predicted model, not a curated record